AUGUUGAACAUGAGCCUUGUUAUGAUCAGUGAGAAUGUAAAGCUGGCCCGUGAAUAUGCCUUACUGGGAAAUUAUGACUCUGCGAUGGUCUACUACCAGGGAGUUCUUGACCAAAUGAAUAAGUACCUCUACUCUGUCAGAGAUACGUAUCUGCAGCAGAAAUGGCAACAGGUUUGGCAGGAGAUAAGUGUGGAAGCUAAGCAUGUGAAAGAUAUAAUGAAAACACUAGAGAGUUUUAAACUAGACAGUACUCCAUUGAAAGCUUCACAGCAAGAAUUACCAGCUCAUGAUGCAGAAGUCUGGUCUUUGCCAGUACCUACUGAACGUAGACCUUCGCCAGGACCCAGAAAACGUCAGUCUGCUCCAUGCAGUGAUUGCAGAGGUCACAAUAAUCGUGGAAGUGCAGCUGUCAGAGGCCCUCACCGUCCAUCCUCUCGAAAUCCCAAUGAUAAAGGGAAGGUGGUCCGCAGCCGGGAAAAAAAGGAUCAGCAAAAUAAAGGAAAAGAGGAAAAGAACAAAUCCACACCUGAGAUUUCAGAGUCUGAACCAAAGAAAUUUGAUAGUACUGGAUAUGAUAAAGAUUUAGUAGAAGCUUUGGAAAGAGAUAUAAUUUCUCAGAAUCCCAACAUUCGAUGGGAUGACAUUGCUGAUUUAGUAGAAGCCAAAAAGCUGCUUAAAGAAGCUGUAGUUUUACCAAUGUGGAUGCCAGAGUUUUUUAAGGGAAUUAGAAGACCAUGGAAGGGUGUGCUGAUGGUUGGUCCUCCUGGUACUGGAAAGACCCUCCUGGCAAAAGCUGUAGCCACUGAAUGCAAGACUACUUUUUUCAAUGUUUCUUCUUCCACACUUACCUCAAAAUACAGAGGAGAAUCUGAGAAACUUGUUCGUCUGCUGUUUGAAAUGGCUCGAUUUUAUGCCCCGACAACUAUAUUUAUUGAUGAGAUAGACUCCAUCUGUAGUCGCAGGGGAACUUCAGAGGAGCAUGAAGCUAGCCGACGUGUGAAGGCAGAACUGCUAGUUCAGAUGGAUGGUGUUGGAGGGGCUACUGAAAAUGAUGAUCCUUCCAAGAUGGUCAUGGUACUUGCUGCUACUAAUUUUCCUUGGGAUAUUGAUGAAGCCCUGAGACGGAGACUAGAAAAGAGAAUUUACAUUCCUUUACCAUCAGCAAAAGGUAGAGAGGAACUCCUGAGAAUAAAUUUGCGAGAGCUGGAACUGGCUGAUGAUGUUGACCUUGCAAAUAUAGCUGAGAAAAUGGAGGGUUAUUCAGGUGCAGACAUUACCAACGUAUGCAGAGAUGCAUCGUUGAUGGCUAUGAGAAGGCGUAUUGAAGGCUUGACACCAGAAGAAAUAAGAAACCUUUCCCGAGAUGAAAUGCACAUGCCAACAACUAUGGAAGACUUUGAAAUAGCUUUGAAGAAAGUUUCUAAAUCUGUAUCUGCUGCGGACAUUGAGAAAUAUGAGAAGUGGAUAGUUGAAUUUGGAUCAUGCUGAGUUGUCUUAUCUUGAAGAAGCCACCUUACGUCUUAAAACAGCUUUAGAAGUAAUAAGUAGUGUGUCAGUGCACUGCGUGCUCUUUUUAACUUUUGUAAUUUAAGAGCAACAGAUGUCUAAAUAAAUUUUUUUAAAU
Molecule: messenger RNA, 1624 nt
Organism: Pelecanus crispus (Dalmatian pelican)
Lineage: Eukaryota; Metazoa; Chordata; Aves; Pelecaniformes; Pelecanidae
Source: RefSeq, a predicted model, not a curated record